Molecule: messenger RNA, 3626 nt
Organism: Xiphophorus maculatus (southern platyfish)
Lineage: Eukaryota; Metazoa; Chordata; Actinopteri; Cyprinodontiformes; Poeciliidae
Product: NACHT, LRR and PYD domains-containing protein 14-like
Exons: 13
Coding region: 256-3579 (1107 amino acids)
Biological process (GO): regulation of apoptotic process
Molecular function (GO): protein binding
Source: RefSeq, a predicted model, not a curated record
UUCAAGUUCUGCAGAAUCAGGUCCGGUUUUCCAGUCGCUCCGACUCGGUUUGUGUGAACAGAAGGAGAAGCAAAGAUCUGAUCAGGCUGCAGGUGGUUCAGUUGUUGGAAGCUGAUCAAGCUGUAAAGAAGCAACAGCGCCCUCUGGAGGAACAACAAUCUAAUGACAUCAGAACCUGGUGGAUCAAAGCAUCAGAAAUCCACUUCCUGUGGUUCUUGAUUCGUCAUAUUCAGCUUGUUGAUCUUGAGAUAAAAUAUGGCGCAGCAGCAGGAAGUCCAGCAGGAUUUUGAGGAAAAACUUUUCAAGUUUCGUUCUGAGUUUGUGGAGAAAGUUUCUGAGGAAAUCCUGAUUCAGCUCCUCGAUGACCUUGAGACAGAUCGUGUCCUUAUUCGUUUGGAGAAGCAGGCGAUACUUCGAGGGAACCCAAUCACAACAGACAAAGCUUGUAGCACCAUUGAUGCUGUGAGGAUGAAAGGACAGAGAGCCUGUGAAAUAAUGAUCAAACGUCUUCAACUCAGAGAUCCGACUCUGUCCAAUCAUCUGAGUUUGUCCUCCUUGUCCCCUUCUAAAGAAGUCCAGAAGAUGGAAUAUUGGCAUCGAAAGAAGGACAGAGCAGAACCUCCAGGAUCCAUCAGUCCAUCUAUAAGGAGAGACCGGUCCAAAUAUGAUCCUCUAAACUUCAGUAAUGAACCUGGACCAUCUGAUAGAAAGGUGAACCCCAGCUCUCGCCUGAUUACUGCUGAACACCAGUCCCUCCAUGACCCUGCAAAGAUAAGAAGUGAUGGACGACGGAAGGAUGGAUGGAGGAAAGAUGUUCCUGGAUGCAUAGAGAGGAGCAGCUGUGCUCCAGAGGAAAAACUUUUCAAGGUCCGCAGUGAGUUUGUGGAGAAAGUUUCUGAGGAAAUCCUGAAACGGCUCCUUGAUGACCUUCUAUCAGAUGGCGUCUUUAAUCAUUCAGAGAUUGAAAGUAUACUGCAGAAGAACCCAAUCAGAGCAGACAAGGCCCGCGAAACCAUAGAUGCUGUGAUGAAGAAAGGACAGAGAGCCUGCAGAUUGAUGAUCAAACGUCUUCAUCACAGAGAUCCGACUCUGUCCAACCAGCUGGGUUUGUCCUCUGACUCCUCUGGUCCAGAUUUUGAUAUUCGGUGUCAGAGUGACCUUAAAGCGUCUCUGAAGAAGAAGUUCCAGAGUCUCUCUGAAGGCGUCGCUGAACCUGGAAAUCAAACCGUUCUGAACCAGGUCUACACAGAGCUCUACAUCACAGAGGGGUUAACUAGAGAGGUCAACCAGGAACAUGAGGUCAGACACAUUGAAACAGCAUCCAGGAAACAAGAAACAACAAUCAGAAGAGAAGACAUCUUUAAAGUCCCACCUGGAAGAGAUCAACCAAUCAGAACAGUGAUGACCAUGGGAGUGGCUGGCAUUGGGAAAACACUGUUAACACAGAAGUUCACUCUGGACUGGGCUGAAGGCAAAACCAACCAGAACAUUGAUUUCAUAUUUCCAUUCACUUUCAAAGAGCUGAAUUUGCUGAAAGAAAAAAAGGUCAGCUUGGUGGAACUGAUUCAUAGCUUCUUCACUAAAACCAAAGAAAUCAGCAGCUUUGAACAGUUCCAGGUUCUGUUCAUCUUUGAUGGUCUGGAUGAAAGUCGACUUGGUCUGGACUUCAACAACAAUCCGAUCCUGACUGAUGUUACAGAGUCCAGCUCAGUGGAUGUUCUGGUGACAAACCUCAUCAGGGGGAAACUGCUUCCCUCUGCUCUCCUCUGGAUAACCACACGACCUGCAGCAGCCAAUCAGAUCCCUGCUCAGUGUGUUGACAUGGUGACAGAGGUCAGAGGGUUCACUGACCCCCAGAAGGAGAAGUACUUCAGGAAAAGAUUCAGAGAUGAUGAAGAGAAGGCCAGCAGGAUCAUCUCCCACAUCCAGAAAUCAAAAAGUCUCCACAUCAUGUGUCACAUCCCAGUUUUCUGCUGGAUCACUGCUAAAGUUCUGGAGAAUAUGAUGAAGACCAGAGAGGGAGGAGAGCUGCCCAAGACUCUGACUGAGAUGUACAUAGAGUUCCUGGAGGUUCAACUCACAAUCAAGGAGGAAAAGUAUUUUGGAAAAGCUGAAGAAGAUCCAGAGAACAAGAAGCUGAUUGAGUCUCUAGGAAAACUGGCUUUUGAGCAGCUGCUGGAGGGAAACCUGAUCUUCUAUGACGAAGAGCUCAAAAAGUGCGGCAUCAACAUCAAAGAUGCUGCGUUGUCCUCAGGAGUGUUCACUGAAAUGUUUAAAAAGGAGAGAGGGACACGCAACAUCUCCGUCUACUCCUUUGUUCAUCUGAGCAUCCAGGAGUUUCUGGCUGCAGUCUACAUGCUCCACUGUUUCACCAGCAGGAAGUCAGAGGUGAUCAAGACGUUUCUGGGAGAAGAAUACAGAGAAACAUCUCUAGAUGAGUUCAUGAAGAAAGUCAUGGAGAAAUCCCUCAGCAGUAAAAAUGGCCACCUGGACCUGUUUGUCCGCUUCCUUCAUGGUCUCACUGUGGAGUCCAACCAGAGCCUCUUAGGAGGCCUGCUGGGUCAGACAGAGAACAGUCCAGAAACCAUCCAGAGAAUCAUCACCAACCUGAAGAAGAUGAACUCUGAUAGAAUCUCUCCUGCCAGAAGCAUCAACAUCUUCUACUGUCUGGUGGAGAUGAACGACGUCUCAUUUUAUCAGGAGAUCCAACGGCUGCUGGAUUCAGGGAAGGAGCUCUCAGUGACUGACUGUUCAGCUCUGGCCUUCAUGCUGCAGGUAUCAGAGGUUCUGGAUGAGUUGGACCUGAAGAAGUACAACACAUCAGAAUCAGGACGACGGAGACUGCUUCCAGCUGUGAGGAACUGCAGAAAGGCUCGACUUGGUGGCUGUUUGAUCCAAAUAGCUGAAUGUGAAGUUUUGGCCUCGGCUCUGAAGUCCAACCCAGAUCUGAGUGAACUGGAAAUAAGUGACAUCAUACUGGGAACACUGGGACGUGAAACCUUUGGAGACUCUGAUCUGAAGCCUCUGGUUGAGAUCCUGGAGAGUUCAGUCAGUAAAGUGAAGAAACUGAGAUUGGAGUUCUGCAUUUUGUCAGAGACCAGCUGGACGUCUCUGUUCUCAGCUCUGAAGUCCAACCCGACCCAUCUGACAGAACUGGACCUGUUCAGAACCAACCUGGAAGAUUCUGGAGUGAAGGAGCUCUGUGGUUUUCUACAGACUGAAGGCUGCAGACUGGAGAUAUUGAGAUUGUUUGGCUGCAGUUUGUCAGAGACCAGCUGGACUUCUCUGUUCUCAGCUCUGAAGUCCAACCCGACCCAUCUGACAGAACUGGAGCUGAUCUGGACCAACCUGGGAGAUUCUGGAGUGAAGGAGCUCUGUGGUUUUCUACAGACUGAAGGCUGCAGACUGGAGAAAUUGAGAUUGUGGAGCUGCAGUUUGUCAAAGAUCAGCUGUGAUUAUUUGACCUCAACUCUGAAGUCCAACCCGACCCGUCUGACAGAACUGGACCUGGGAGGAAACAAACUGAUGGAUUCAGAUGUUGAGCAGCUGAAGGAUCUUGUAAAGAAAGUAAAGUUCUGAUCUCUGUAAAGUAGAAAAUGGUCUCUGUGUCCUGCUGAUCCUCAGAG